Messenger RNA from Aspergillus glaucus CBS 516.65, 1745 nucleotides. It is a transcript of the gene rvb1, whose product is annotated as RuvB family ATP-dependent DNA helicase pontin. NCBI's taxonomy places the organism in Eukaryota, Fungi, Ascomycota, Eurotiomycetes, Eurotiales, Aspergillaceae. The coding region runs from base 156 to 1529 and encodes 457 amino acids. The transcript is spliced from 4 exons. Gene Ontology annotation, biological process: box C/D snoRNP assembly; regulation of transcription by RNA polymerase II; chromatin remodeling. The record is from RefSeq and is a predicted model, not a curated record. Gene Ontology annotation, molecular function: ATP hydrolysis activity; DNA helicase activity; ATP binding. Gene Ontology annotation, cellular component: NuA4 histone acetyltransferase complex; Ino80 complex; Swr1 complex.
CUUCUCUCAAGCUCGUUCGUUGUCUUUUGUUCUGCUACUCUUUUCUUACGGGGUUGUAUCUCUUUUAUCCUGCUCCUCUGUAUCUCUAUUUACCUACUCUACCCCAACCUACAUACCUUUUCGUGGCUCGCGAGUGAGGCCGCAAUCCCUUCACAAUGGUCCAGAUCAGCGAGGUGAAGGGCAAUUCGCGCGAGAACCGGACAGCAGCCCAUACGCACAUUAGGGGUCUUGGUUUGCGCUCGGAUGGUACACCAGAACAAUCUGGCGAUGGAUUCAUUGGACAGGCCGCUGCCCGUGAGGCAUGCGGUGUCGUGGUAGACUUGAUCAAGGCGAAGAAGAUGGCUGGUCGAGCUGUUCUUCUUGCAGGUGGACCUGGAACCGGAAAGACAGCGCUUGCUCUCGCCGUAUCGCAGGAGCUGGGAACCAAGGUCCCGUUCUGUCCGAUCGUUGGCAGUGAGAUCUAUUCUGCUGAAGUCAAGAAGACUGAGGCACUUAUGGAGAACUUUCGGAGAGCGAUUGGUUUGCGAGUGCGCGAAACCAAGGAAGUAUACGAAGGCGAAGUCACAGAACUCACACCCGAGGAAACCGAAAACCCGCUGGGAGGAUAUGGGCGGACCAUCAGUCAUUUGAUCAUUGGGUUGAAGUCGGCCAAGGGCACCAAGAAACUGCGUCUCGACCCUAGUAUCUACGAAGCGAUCCAGAAGGAGCGAGUCACCGUUGGAGACGUUAUCUACAUCGAGGCCAACACCGGAGCUUGCAAGCGAGUCGGGCGAUCGGAUGCCUAUGCGACCGAGUUCGACCUUGAGGCGGAGGAAUACGUGCCCGUGCCGAAGGGAGAAGUCCACAAGAAGAAGGAAAUUGUCCAGGAUGUGACGCUACAUGACUUGGAUAUGGCCAACGCUCGGCCACAGGGUGGACAGGAUGUUAUGAGUAUGAUGGGACAGCUUAUGAAACCGAAGAAGACGGAGAUCACGGACAAGCUGCGCCAGGAGAUAAACAAGGUGGUCAACCGCUACAUCGACCAGGGUGUUGCUGAGCUUGUCCCUGGUGUUCUUUUCAUUGAUGAGGUCCACAUGCUUGACAUCGAAUGCUUCACUUACCUGAACCGGGCCCUCGAAUCCUCCAUCUCCCCCAUCGUUAUUCUCGCCUCAAACCGUGGAAACACCGUCAUCCGUGGCACCGACGACAUUACCGCGGCGCACGGCAUUCCUUCUGACCUCCUUGCCCGACUCCUCAUCAUCCCCACUCAGCCUUACGCCCCCGAAGAGAUCAAGACCAUUAUCCGGUUGCGUGCAAAGAUCGAAGGCCUCAACAUCACCGAUCCUGCGUUGGAGAAGGUUGCAGAGCAUGGCAGCAAGAUCAGCAUGCGGUAUGCUCUGCAAUUGCUGACCCCUGCUAGUAUCCUUGCGCGGGUAAACGGUCGGCCAGGAGGAAUCGAGGAGGCCGAUGUGGCAGAGUGCGAGGAUCUGUUCCUCGAUGCCAAGCGGAGCGCUUCGAUUGUGAACAAGGACAGUGGGAGUUUCCUGUGAUUUCGGGCGAUGAUAAUGCUGGCAAGUUGUGAUGGGAGACAAAUCUGAAUUAGUUGUAUACCACGUUUGAUGCGCGAGUUUAUUUCAGGGACUGGAAAAAGCGAAGGUUUCCUUAUCUUAAGAAACAGGUUUACGUUAAUGUCAACUAUUGUACGGAGUUUCAGCUUUAUUUUCUUGAUAUAAACAUAAAACCAUAUAAGAAACGUCUAUUUUAUC